Messenger RNA from Megalops cyprinoides (Indo-Pacific tarpon), 3906 nucleotides. RefSeq names its product polymerase (DNA directed), gamma (gene polg). Gene Ontology annotation, cellular component: mitochondrion; gamma DNA polymerase complex. NCBI's taxonomy places the organism in Eukaryota, Metazoa, Chordata, Actinopteri, Elopiformes, Megalopidae. The coding region runs from base 264 to 3854 and encodes 1196 amino acids. Gene Ontology annotation, molecular function: 3'-5' exonuclease activity; DNA binding; DNA-directed DNA polymerase activity. Gene Ontology annotation, biological process: mitochondrial DNA replication. The record is from RefSeq and is a predicted model, not a curated record. The transcript has 23 exons.
GUACAGAUUUUUGGUGAGUGGAGACAUGGGGAAAAUACGUGAAAACAUCUUGGGGUGGUACAUUUUCUCCACGAUAAGAGCGUUUGUUGUGAGAUAUGGCAACCCUACGUGAAACGCACUUUGAGGACAGCCGUAACGCAUGCAUAUGUCAGAAUGUGUUGCUGUCUUGUAAAGUGUAAUUUGUCUAAUUUCAUUAUUCCUGGCUCCGUAAAUACACCAGCAAAAGUCAUUCUAGCCAUUUGCCCAGUGGGAGCUACCGAGCGAUGCAGCGUGUGCUGGAGCGGCGUGUGCCGAGGCUGCUGCUCUUCUGUCUGCAUUGGGGAAGGCCAGUUCGGGGCAGGUGGAGAUGUUCCUCAGCUGAGCACCCUGCGCAGACCGAGCCACCUUCCCAGACCAGGCUCAACCCUCUGAACAUUCAGAUGCUGUCCAGGAACCUGCAUGAGCAGAUUUUCCGCGGAGCGGUGGAGAGUCAUGGGAAGGAAGAGGUGGAGCGCAGCAUGAGACAUCUGCAGAAGCAUGAUCUGUGGGGCCGGGAGACGCCGCUGCUGCCUGACGUGGAGCUGCGUCUCCCCCACCUUUACGGCGACAACAUUGACGAGCACUUCCGCAUCUUGGCGCAGACACAAAGCCUGCCCUACCUAGAGGCAGCCAGUCUGCUCCUGAAGACCCCCCUGCCCCCCCUGCCAGUGGAGUGGGUGUGGGAAGCAGGCUGGACCCGGUAUGACCCGGGUAUGACGAGCAGGGUGGGAUUCCCAGAGGAGCAAGCGCUGGUGUUUGAUGUGGAGGUGUGCAUGUCACAGGGCCACUGCCCCACUCUGGCUGUAGCCGUUUCACCAACUUCCUGGUAUUCCUGGUGUAGUCGAAGGCUGAUCGAGGAGAGAUACACCUGGUCCAGUCAGCUGACCCUGGCUGACCUCAUUCCCUUGGAAACUCUGCCCAACUCCAGCCGGCCCCCUGGAGGCCAGUGGAAGGAGAGACUGGUGGUGGGACACAAUGUCAGCUUCGACCGUGCUCACAUCAAGGAGCAGUAUCUGCUGAAGGGUUCCAGAAUGCGCUUCCUGGACACGAUGAGUCUACACAUGGCAAUCUCAGGACUGACCGGCUUCCAGCGCUCCCUCUGGAUGGCCAGCAAGUAUGGCAAGAGGCGGGGCCUGCAGGUGGUCAAAGAGCACAUGAAGAGGGCAGGGAGGAGACAGGAGGCCCCAGCAAUCGAUUCUUGGGACUGGGUGGACAUCAGCAGUAUUAAUAACCUGGCUGACGUGCAUGCGCUGUAUGUGGGCAAAGCUCCCUUGGAGAAAGAAGCACGAGAGAUUUUUGUUAAAGGCAGCAUGGCUGACGUCAGAGAUAAUUUCCAGGACCUGAUGAGGUACUGUGCCCUCGAUGUCAAGGCCACACACGAGGUGUUCACAGAGCAGUUGCCCCUCUUCAUGGAAAGGUGUCCUCACCCUGUGACAUUGGCUGGGAUGCUGGAGAUGAGUGUCUCCUAUCUUCCUGUGAAUCAGAACUGGGGCCGGUAUUUGGAGGAAGCACAGGGCACAUUUGAGGAACUGCAGAGGGAGAUGAAGAAGUCUCUGAUGAACCUGGCAGAUGAUGCUUGCCAGUUGAUCCAGGAUGAGAGCUAUAAGGAGGAUCCCUGGCUAUGGGACCUGGAAUGGGAUGUCCAGGAGUUUAAACAGAAGAAGUUGUCCGGCAAGAAGAAGUCAAGCAAAGCUAAGAGUCCGGCAGAGAGCAGCACCACAAUGGACUGGGAUCAAGACCCAGGGCCCCCCCCAGAGGAAGAGGAUGGCAUGGUCCCCCCCUCGAGCAGAGCGUUACUGCAGCAACUCAGAGAGACAGUGAGCUGCCUGCCCAAGAGGAGACAGCACCUGCCUGGGCAUCCCAUAUGGUAUCGUAAGCUGUGUGAGAGGAUGUCGGAGGAUGCAUGGUCCCCCGGGGCGAGCCUGAUAAGCCUGCAGAUGAGAGUGACUCCGAAGUUGAUGGGACUGCAGUGGGAUGGCUUUCCCCUGCACUACACGGAGCAGCACGGAUGGGGCUACCUGGUCCCUGGCCGCAGGGAUAACCUGAUGCAUGUGGAGGACAGCGAGGGACCCGUGUGUCCACACAGGGCCAUCGAAAGAGCAUAUAGGGAGCGGUGUGAAGGGCGGGGCCAGGAGGUGCCGGAAAAUGAGGACGUGUCGGUCUCAGAUGACUUCAUGCUGACGGACAGCAACGUGUGGCAGACGGUGGAGGAGCUGAGUCGCCUGGACGGAGCGGGUGAGGAGGACGUGGGGGCAAAGAGGAGAGGCAGGAAGACCGCUGUGCAGGAACCAGAGGUCCCACCUGGUGAGAGCCAGUGUCCCUAUCACCAUGGUAACGGACCGUACAAUGAUGUCAACAUUCCUGGAUGCUGGUUUUUUAAACUCCCUCAUAAGGAUGGAAAUGCCAACAACGUGGGCAGCCCAUUUGCCAAGGAUUUCCUGUCCAAAAUGGAGGAUGGCACCCUGCAGGCUGGUCGCGGCAGUACCAGUGCAGCCAGGGCCCUGGAGAUCAACAAGAUGAUCUCAUUCUGGAGAAAUGCGCAAAAACGCAUUAGCUCACAACAGGUGGUUUGGCUGAGGAAAGGAGAGCUACCACGUGCUGUCAGCAGACAUGUCGAUUUUGAUGAGGAGGGGCAGUACGGAGCCAUCUUGCCCCAGGUCAUCACUGCAGGAACAGUCACACGCAGAGCUGUGGAGCCCACCUGGCUGACUGCGAGCAAUGCCCGGAAUGACCGUGUUGGCAGUGAGCUGAAGGCGAUGGUGCAGGUGCCCCCAGGGUACCACCUCGUGGGGGCAGACGUAGACUCCCAAGAACUAUGGAUUGCAGCUCUCCUGGGAGAAGCACACUUCACCGGCCUGCACGGCUGCACGGCGUUCGGAUGGAUGACGCUGCAGGGGAAGAAAAGUCAAGGCACAGAUCUGCACAGCCGCACUGCUCAGGCUGUUGGCAUCAGCCGUGAACAGGCCAAAGUGUUCAACUACGGAAGAAUCUACGGUGCCGGCCAGCCCUUUGCCGAGCGCUUGCUGAUGCAGUUCAAUCAUCGGCUCAGCCAGCCCGACGCUGCGGCCAAAGCUCGCCAUAUGUACGCCGUCACCAAGGGGCUACGCAGGUACCACCUGUCGGAGGAGGGGGAGUGGCUGGUGAGAGAACUGGGGUUGGAGGCGGACUGUGAUCAGGAUGGCAGUGUGUCCCUGCAGGAGGUCCGCAGGAUCCAGCGGCUGGUUUCUCAGAGCUCCAGGCGGCGCCAGUGGGAGAUAGUGGGGCGGCGGGUUUGGGCAGGGGGCACAGAGUCGGAAAUGUUCAACAAACUGGAGAGCAUUGCCCAUUCGGAAGAGCCCCGCACCCCAGUCCUGGGAUGCCGCAUCAGCCGUGCCCUGGAGCCGCAGGCAGUGAAGGAUGAGUUCAUCACCAGCCGGGUAAACUGGGUGGUUCAGAGCUCGGCGGUAGACUACCUGCACCUGAUGUUAGUGUCCAUGAGGUGGCUGCUUGAGGAACAUGACAUCGAUGGGCGGUUCUGCAUCAGCAUACACGAUGAGGUGCGCUAUCUGGUCAGGAGCGAUGACCGCCAUCGAGCCGCACUGGCACUGCAGAUCACCAACCUGCUCACACGCUGCAUGUUUGCAUAUAAGCUGGGAAUGCAAGACCUUCCUCAGUCAGUGGCAUUCUUUAGCGCUGUGGACAUCGAUCUGUGUUUGCGCAAGGAGGUCACCAUGGACUGCUGCACCCCCUCCAACCGCACUGGGCUGCAGCGUAGAUAUGGCCUGCCCCAGGGUGAGGCCUUGGACAUUUAUCAGAUCAUCGAGAUCACCCGUGGUUCUCUGGAGAAGAGCAGAUGAGGUGGAGAACCCAGAAAAAUCCAAACAAAAGAGCCAAUACAAGGGCCCCGCU